AAUAUUGAAAUUUACGGACAUUUAAUUCAGCAUUAUAAUUGCGUAAAUCUUUCAACUCCUAUAAAAAGCAAAUCUUUUUUAAACUUGAGCCAGUAGACAUAUUCACACCAAAAUGAAGUUGCUUAUUGUUUGUGUAACCAUCCUCGGAGUGGCUAAAACUGCCUUGGCAUACGCGCUUUGCGGUUGCCAACCAACGUCACCAGUCUGUGGGAGCGACUGGAAAACGUACAGCAGUGAAUGCGACAUGAAAUGCGACAACCGUUACAAUCCUAACCCUCCAGUGGUUAUAUACAAUGGCCCGUGUGAAGAUCUAUUCCAAGUGAAACCGGACCCAUUUGACCCAUACAAUCCGCCCCAACCCUGCAAUCCGCUUGACAUUUUCAACCCAUGCUUAUACUUGGGUGCUCGUAAAACAAAAUAGAGCAAAAUAAAGUAUUAACAUGG
Pieris brassicae (large cabbage white) is the source of this 444-nucleotide messenger RNA. RefSeq names its product kazal-type serine protease inhibitor domain-containing protein 1-like. Bases 113 to 421 code for a protein of 102 amino acids. The record is from RefSeq and is a predicted model, not a curated record. Gene Ontology annotation, molecular function: protein binding. The transcript has 2 exons. Lineage: Eukaryota; Metazoa; Arthropoda; Insecta; Lepidoptera; Pieridae.